This is a messenger RNA of Lutzomyia longipalpis, 1676 nucleotides long. Its product is annotated as zinc finger protein Xfin. Gene Ontology annotation, biological process: regulation of transcription by RNA polymerase II. Lineage: Eukaryota; Metazoa; Arthropoda; Insecta; Diptera; Psychodidae. The transcript has 4 exons. The record is from RefSeq and is a predicted model, not a curated record. Bases 127 to 1656 code for a protein of 509 amino acids. Gene Ontology annotation, molecular function: DNA-binding transcription factor activity; RNA polymerase II cis-regulatory region sequence-specific DNA binding.
AAAUUCAAAAGAAAAGUGACAAAACCUCACUUUUUUUUGAGGUUAUAGCUGAAGUUUGUUAUUAGAAAUCAGGAAAUUCUUGAAUUGUUUUCUUUUCUAGAGAAUUUGCGGAGAUUUCAAGGAGUCAUGGAGUCUGACUCUAUCGAUGAUAUGAUUGUCUACGACGAAGAUAGUAUAGGCGAAACUGUGGCACCUCCGGAUGUUCCUGAGCGUCCAGAUGGGGAGAAAACCAAUGAAAAGUGCAUUGUGGCCAACAUGGUAUCCAUGUACCAGUGUCAGGAAUGCAAUGCUGUUGUCUCCACAGCUGAAGAAUUUCUCUCACAUCAUCAAAUUAUGCAUUCCGGAAGCCGCGAAGUGAUGGUGGAGUUCAUGAAGGAUGGUGUUCAGGCAGAGCCAGACAGCGAUGUGGACGUUAAGUACGUGUGUAGCCUGUGCUAUGGAGUCUUUGAAUCUGUGCAACACACACGGGAUCACAUGAUUGUUGACCAUCGACUCAAAGAGGUUGGAGCAAAGGAAGAUCCCGGAAGUAGUGCCCCAUCUAAUCCAUCAUCGGAUUCCAAUGAGGAAAAGACUGAAGACAAUGCAGGGAAGGAGCAGUGGAAGCCAAUCUCCCUGAAGCAACUCAAGACGAAGCUAACGCGGAAUUUAACUCACAAAUGUACGGUCAAGGGGUGCCUCUAUAAGUUCGAGAGUACCGAAAAGAGGGAUAUUCAUCUCAAAUGCCACUGCUCCGUGGAAAAUAUUCGCAAUUUCAAGUGCCCGGAAUGCGGAGAGGGGCACAAAAGUUGGCGAACUUGUGGGCUGCACAUGUGGAAGGAACAUAAAAUUGACGUCGAUAUGCUAAAGUGUCCCCUUUGUAACUACAAAGUCCUCACAACGGUGCAAAUCUUCCGGCAUUUGCAAAGUCAUGGCCCCACGAGGGGAUUUGCAUGUACAAUGUGCCCCAAAACCUUCUCACAAUACUCAAAAUUGCGCUACCACUCAAUCAAUCAUCUGGACAAGAAGGCAGCUGCUGCCAAUCGGUGGUACUCCAAGAAAACCUGCGACAUUUGCCUCAAUGUCUUUGCCAACUCCAAGACACUCUCUAAGCACGUGAGUGGAUGCCACAAUCAGAUCAUGUCGUACCGAUGCAAUAUUUGUGGCAAACAAUCCACCCGGAAGGCAACGUGGCUCAUCCACCUGCGACAGCACACCGGCGAAAAGCCUUUUCACUGCGAAUUCCCAAAUUGCCAAUUCAUGGCGCGCGAUCCGAGUGUUCUGCGGAAGCAUCGACGGAGGCAUUCGCAGACAAAGCCCUACAAGUGCAAGCACUGCAGCUACAGCGCCAUCCAGACUGAACCCCUCAAGACACAUAUUCGCACAAAGCAUCCCGAGGAGUACAUGAAGAUGAAGUGUGAUCAGUGCUCCUUCAUCUCCAUCAACAAUGAACUACUGCAGCGUCACAUGAAGGAUCACAAGGCGGGAUUGGUGAAGAAUGAGGAGCACAAAGAUGUUGAUAUGACAAAGAGCAAGAUCCACAAAAGCAUCCCAGAGACUUCUUCUGAUUGCUUCCUCCCCCUUGAGAGUACAGACUCCAUGCAAUCUUCUCUCGAUACGGGUGGUGUGACGAUUCCUGCUCACUCAGAGGACACGCAAUUUCCUCUCUUCAACGAAUAAAUAAAAUUUUAAGAGUUAAA